AUGAGGAAAAUCCUCUUAAAUUACUUCACCGGUACUUUGCCACCAUUCCUUGGAGAUUUGACUGCGCUGCAAUAUUUGGAUGUUGGCCACAAUACAUUUCAUGGGACCAUUCCGAAGGAGCUAGGAAGCCUUAAGAAUUACGCUGUGGGAUCAAAUAAUUUAUCUGGAUCACUCCCCCCAGAACUUGGUAACUUGCUCAACCUUGAGCUAAUUUACAUCGACAGUUCUGGAAUAAGCGGUGAAAUUCCAUCCGAAUUUAGUAAUCUUCGAAAAGUGCGAGUCUUGGAUGCUUUGGACACUCCUUUUUCAGGGAAGAUACCAGACUUCAUUGGCAACUGGACAAAGUUAACAAAUUUGACUUUACAAGGUAACUCUCUUGAAGGUCCCAUACCAUCCAGUUUUUCUCAGUUGACCUCAUUGGAAUCCCUGCGAAUUGGCGAUUUAUACACCGGAAGUUCUACCCUUGAUUUUGUUCAAAAUUGGGAGAACUUAACUGAGUUAAUUCUAAGAAAUGCAUUGGUUUCUGGUCCCAUACCACCUCCUAUUACCGAACUCCGACGUCUAAAAACGCUGGAUUUGAGUUUCAAUAGGUUAACAGGAACGAUUCCUAGUUUGCUGUUCAACCUGAGUAAUCUGACAUACUUAUUUCUUGGAAACAAUAGCCUAUCUGGAUCCCUUCCCGAUGAAUGGAGUCCCAAUCUUGAUAAUAUAGAUUUGUCAUACAAUUUCCUGUCGGGACGCUUGCCACGAUGGGUCGGCUCGCUAUCGCACUUGAACUUAGUGGCUAACAACUUCACAUUGGAUAACUCAAGCAGAGCAGUUCUUUCUGACCUGUACUGUCUUCAAAGAAACUUUUCAUGCAAUAGAAAUCCCCCCCUCCAUACAAGCUUCGCAAUCAAGUGUGGUGGACCUCAGUUUAAAGGACAUGAUGGCACAGUGUAUGAAGCUGACGAGUUUGUUCUUGGGCCGGCCAAGUUUUAUGUAAUAAAUGAGAUGUGGGCAGUCAGCAAGGUGGGUUUGUUUGCUGACAAAAGAGGUGAUCUAGAUCUCGAAAGCACGAAGGCAGAAGUUACUGGCAGCAAUGAGAACCCAGUGCUUUUCCAAACAGCAAGGAUGACCCCAGGAUCACUAAGAUACUAUGGUCUUGGCCUUGUGAAUGGAAAUUACACUAUAACCUUGCACUUUGCAGAAAUUGGUUUUCCAAAUCGGGACUCAGAGACGUGGCCAGGCCUUGCAAGACGCGUAUUUGAUAUUUAUAUUCAGGGACGUCUAGAACAAAAAGACUUUGAAAUUGCAAAGGAAGCUGGUGGGGUAGAGAAAGCAAAAGUGAAGAACUUCACUGUCACCGUUUCGGAGAACUAUCUUGAAAUCCAUUUGUUUUGGGCUGGUAAGGGAACCUGCUGUAUACCGAGGCAUGGUUACUACGGUCCAUUGAUAGCGGCUCUUCAUGCUAGUUCAGACAAGAACAACAACACAGGGUUGAUUAUAGGUAUUACGGUCCCUGUUGUGGUUGUUGUGGGUCUUAUGUUGGUACUAAUAGUACUUUAUUUUCGGCGAAAAUCAAACAAUGAGGAUGAGGAAGGACUUCUUGGAAUAGGCUGCCACAACGCCGAUGCUUUUAGUUACUCUGAACUACAAGCUGCCACAGGAGACUUCGCAUCUUCAAAUAAGCUAGGAGACGGUGGAUUUGGCCGUGUUUAUAAGGGUACGCUUUCUGAUGGGAGAGAAGUAGCCGUUAAGCAACUUUCAGUAGGAUCUCAUCAUGCAAAUGAACAAUUUGUAUCCGAAAUUGUCACAAUAUCUGUCGUGCAACAUCGCAAUCUAGUGAAACUGUAUGGAUUCUGCAUCGAGGGAAAUCGACGCAUCCUAGUUUACGAGUACCUUAAAAACAAAAGUCUUGAUCAAGCACUAUUUGGAAAGAAUGACUUGCACCUGGACUGGAAGACCCGCUUCAAUAUAUGCUUGGGAACAGCAAGAGGACUUGCUUAUCUUCAUGAGGAAUCCAGACCAAGGAUUGUGCAUCGAGACGUUAAAGCUAGUAAUAUUUUGCUUGAUGAACAACUUUGUCCCAAAAUAUCAGAUUUUGGUUUGGCAAAGCUCUAUGAUGACAAUAAAACCCACAUGAGCACACGAGUUGCAGGGACAAUAGGUUAUUUGGCUCCAGAAUAUGCAUUGCGUGGCCAUUUGACAGAGAAGGCUGAUGUUUUUGGAUUCGGUAUCGUUGCUUUGGAGGUUGUUAGUGGACGACCAAACUUCUAUACCCAGGACAAUGAAAAGAUUUAUCUCCUUGAACGGGCGUGGAGUUUACAUGAAAAUAACGAAAGUUUGGAUCUCAUGGUGGAUCCAUCCUUGGCGGAUCUUGAUGAAAGGGAAGCCGUCAGAUUGAUAAGAGUGGCUCUUCUGUGCACUCAAGCCUCGCCCACGAUGCGGCCGCCAAUGUCACGUGUCGUCGGAAUGCUUGCCGGAGACAUUGAUUUAAUAGACACUGCUAGAUCAAAGCCAACUUAUCUUAGCGAUUUGGAUUUUGAAGAUAAAACUAGUAGCAGCCGUUUUACUCAAAAUGAUAUUACCUCCUCCAUUGCAGCUAACCCCAGUAGCGAUUUUGUUUAA
Molecule: messenger RNA, 2610 nt
Organism: Morus notabilis
Lineage: Eukaryota; Viridiplantae; Streptophyta; Magnoliopsida; Rosales; Moraceae
Product: probable LRR receptor-like serine/threonine-protein kinase At1g56140
Exons: 22
Coding region: 1-2610 (869 amino acids)
Biological process (GO): protein phosphorylation
Molecular function (GO): protein kinase activity; protein binding; ATP binding
Source: RefSeq, a predicted model, not a curated record